AUGUCUAAUCACGGAAACACUACAGGAGUCAAUGAAGGACCCUCAUCCUUCGAGUCAGCCAGCACUGGAAGUUCUGUUGCCCACUCAACAUCUGAGACCCAUUCAAAGAACAACGCCAGCUCUUAUGAGACAUUCGCCGAUCUCCCUGUUCAUCGUCAAAUUGAUCUCGCUGACCGUUCUGGAUUUACCGUUAGACAAUUAACCAUUGCCAACGUGCCAGUUUGUUCCGAAGGAUGUGAAGCUGAAUUAAAAGUCUUAGCAGACUUGACAGCUUACAUUAGAAACUCAAACUUCAAAGCUAGUCCUCCCCCAUCUCAAAAAAUUGCUGAAAGUGAUAUCAUCAAAACUAAAUACACAAAGCUGAGCUAUGAUAACAAGGAAAAAAGUGGAAUGGACUAUUUGAAGAGCCGUUUACUUCUUAUUGAUUCUGGCAGUGGUCGUCAUAUUUGUGGUGAUGACAGACUGUUCAUUCAAGGAAGUAUAAGACCUACCAAUGUGAAUGUGAUUCUGGGUGAUGAUGUGACGAAGAUACAUGCAUCAAAAGCAGGUGAUAUCUGGUUAGAUAAGGAUAAUGGAGUGAUGUUGCGCAAUGUUCUGCUGAUUCCUGGGUUUGAGCAUAUCGUGGUUGCACCCAUUUACCUCACCAGAACCUCUGGUAAGGACGCUGCUAUAGUAACGUCAAAGGUUGCCAGAGAAAACAAGAUUUGCAGUGAUGCAGACUCAUCUAUGUGGCUAAUAACGGGAUUGCUUACGAACAAACCGCGGGCAAAAGUUUUCAGACCCGUUAUUGUUCAGGAUAUGUCAUAUGCGUAUCUUGAUGAGUCGUUUACUGAGCGUCAGUUUGAAGAUCCAGAGUUUAUGAAGAGGUACAUGGUUAGUUAUAAGAGCGUGGAAGACUUUGUUGCAAAAGAGGGUAUGCUUGAGACAGUCAAGUUUGCUCGGGUUUCACUUGCGACUGAACUGCGCCGUACUGAACGUGUUAUUUCUGACAUUAUGAGCAUUCAUGAUAUAGCGCAUAUCAAUUAUGGAGCUAUUAUUGAUGGGUUGAAGAAUGGGCUUUAUCAAGUGUCUUAUGAUUAUUCUAAAGACCCUAGUUUGCUGGAAGGUAUUUUACCAAUGUUGCCGCAUUGUACCACUUGUCAUAUGAGCAAGAUGAAAGAUGUGUAUCACCCAUUAAGUGCAAAAGUGGUGAAGAAGCCUGGUGAUCAGCUGUCUGCUGAUUUAAAGGUGAAGUUGCCGAAAGGUUUGUACGGUGAAGAAAACGCAUUGAUCAUUGUUGACAAGUUCUCGCACUAUGUUUGGACGUUUCCAUUGAAGCAGAAGAGCGCUGCAGUGUUAGAGAUUGGUUACUUGGUAAGUCUUCUGGAAAAUCAGUUGGGGUGGAAGCCAAAGGUUUUGCGUACUGACAAUGGUGGUGAAUUUACUUCAAACCAGUUUGAAGCUUUUCUGAAAGGAAAAGGGAUUAUUCAUCAGUACUCAGUUCCGUAUGUGCAUCAACAUAAUGGUAUUGCUGAGGCUAAUAUCAGAGUUGUUUUCUCUUAUGUGAGAGCUGCGCUUCAUGCGUGUGGUGGUCAUCAUGCGUUUUGGCCGUACUGCAUGCAGUAUGUAGCUUUUGCUAUGAACAAUCUGAUUCCUAGAGAUAUUCUCAUUUACUCUGUUGAUGUUAACGGUAAUGAGGUUGUUACGCGUAAAGUCAUGGUUGCAGAACAAGUAUUGAGUGGCAGAAGGGUAAGGACAGAUGCUUGUCCUCCUUUUGGUUGUGAUGCUUCUAUUUGGAUUCCAACAGAUCAGCGUAAGCCGGGUACAACGCUGGAACCACGUGCUGUUUCUGGUAUAUUUUUGGGACAUCCACAGGGCCGCCCUGGUGGCUUGUUCUUUUGCCCAAGCAGAAACCGUGUUGUGGUUGCUCAGUCGUUCAAGGUUUAUCGUGAGAGUUUCUCUCAGAUGGCGUUGUGCAAAAAUGGUACAUAUAAGUUGGAUGACCAUAUUGGGAAUUUUAUGGAUGAAGUUGAUUGUGAUGUGGUUUUUGAGCCUUAA
This is a messenger RNA of Magnusiomyces paraingens, 2037 nucleotides long. RefSeq lists its product as uncharacterized. The transcript is spliced from 2 exons. Bases 1 to 2037 code for a protein of 678 amino acids. NCBI's taxonomy places the organism in Eukaryota, Fungi, Ascomycota, Dipodascomycetes, Dipodascales, Dipodascaceae. Gene Ontology annotation, biological process: DNA integration. Gene Ontology annotation, molecular function: nucleic acid binding. The record is from RefSeq and is a predicted model, not a curated record.